Molecule: messenger RNA, 1896 nt
Organism: Paramacrobiotus metropolitanus
Lineage: Eukaryota; Metazoa; Tardigrada; Eutardigrada; Parachela; Macrobiotidae
Product: protein phosphatase 3 catalytic subunit alpha-like
Exons: 2
Coding region: 178-1701 (507 amino acids)
Biological process (GO): calcineurin-mediated signaling
Cellular component (GO): calcineurin complex; cytoplasm
Molecular function (GO): calmodulin binding; calmodulin-dependent protein phosphatase activity
Source: RefSeq, a predicted model, not a curated record
AGACAAGCGGAAUCUUUAACUUGAUGCCCGCAGCGGCGGCAAAGUAGCAGCAUGUAAACAAACUGCUGCCAACGUGCCUGUCUUAUGUCGGUGUAGCACAAAAAAUCUCUUCUGGCAAUUCCGGAAGAACGAUGCGUUUGUAAUUUCACAAAUACUGCGUUAGAGCAGGUGUUUACCAUGGGCGACAAUCCCAGCACUACGAACAGACCAGUCAUCAAAAUUACGCAUUUUAGCACUUCUCCACUGCUAGCGAACGAAAGUGGUCGUCCAACGGGAAAAAGACUAACAAUUCCGGAAGUAUACGGCGUCUCGGAUAUCCCGAACCCCGAAUUAAUUAAAGCCCACUUUUUUACGGAAGACCGAUUAGACGAAACUUUGGCUCUUCGGAUACUCCAUGACGCGUCUGAGAUCUUCCGUACCGAACCCAACGUUCUCGUCCUCCCUUCCAACAUUACCGUCGCCGGCGACAUCCAUGGCCAAUUUUACGACCUCCUCACGAUUCUCCGCACUGGUGGACCCCACUUCUUAUUCCUCGGCGACUACGUCGAUCGUGGCAGCUUCGGGAUCGAGUGCAUCCUGUACCUCUUCGCACUAAAGAUCUCCUUUCCCACCAAAUACUUUCUCUUACGCGGCAACCAUGAAAGUCGGCAUCUCACCGAGUAUUUCACAUUCAGGCAUGAAUGUCUGGUUAAAUACUCCAAAACCGUGUAUGACGCUUGUAUGGAUGCCUUCGACACACUACCACUGGCAGCGAUCAUCAAUCAGCAGUUUCUGUGCAUUCAUGCCGGUCUUUCACCGGAGCUCCACACCAUCGCGGAUCUGAAUAAACUCCCACGGUUUAAGGAGACCAGCAGUGCCGGUCUCAUGUGCGAUAUCCUCUGGUCAGACCCAGUUCAAGAAUUCGGGAAUGAGCUAACUCCGUACUUUUACCUACAUAAUACAGCGCGUGGAUGUUCAUAUUAUUACAGUUAUUACGCCGUGGAGGAGUUUUUGCGGAGGAAUAAAUUACUGGGAAUUAUCCGUGGUCACGAAGCACAGAGUGCCGGGUUUAAAAUCUAUAAGAGCAAACAAGCCGAUAGUUAUCCAGUUCUCAUUUCCAUCUUUUCCGCGCCGAAUUACAUGGAUGCGUUCAAGAACAAAGCCGCGGUGCUGAACUACGCCGACGGGAAAAUCCACAUUCGACAAUUUAACAGUGUAGAGCAUCCAUUCUGGCUGCCCAACUUUGCGGACGCGUUUACGUGGUCAUAUCCGUACAUUGUCAGAAAAGUGCGGGAGAUCAUCUUGGUUGUAUUGAGUAUUUGCACGGAGGAAGAACUGGCCGAGAGCGAGAAAGACAGUCGCCGGCGCCGAGCGGUAGAGCGGAGUAAGCGCGUGUUUACGUUGAAAGUGCGCGCGGUGGAGAAGUUCGUGGAGCACUGUAAAGGGAUCGAACAGUGUCAACCGUAUAAGGACUUCUUGACUCUCGAUUAUUUCCCUUCCCCGGAGAAUGAUGCUCUCUUUGACAAAAUUGAUGUUAUAGACGAUACGACCGUUUCCACAGAAACAAAAAGUCUGCUUGUUAAAGCAACGUCAUUGCCGACUGAUUUACGGCACCUUGGCAAGACAACCAGCGGUGAUGCACGCGGAGACGCACCAGUAAUUCGGUCCAGUCAAAGUGUAGCACACUUUUCGAUUGGUGACGAUAGCGAUGAGGAAGAUUGAACUGUUGAGUUUUGAACUGUUCUUGAACGUCUUCCCCCGAGAAACACAUUUUUUAAUAACAUUGUUUGUUGUCUGCUUUAUUUGUCAGUGAUGUCACCAUUCUAAAUUUUAAUCGAUUUGUUGCUGAAAGGAAUUACAGUAUGCUUGAACAGGUGCCCUUUCCACUGUUAGUUGGAAAAACAAGCCCAAACUGGU